UCCCUCUAUUUUUAUGCUAUCCGGUAAAAUGCACAAGAAUUAAACCAACUGUUAACAACUCUCUCAUCACUUGGCGCAAAACUGUGCAGUGUUAACUUCCAACUCAAACCUUAUCCUCUCAAACCCUCCUUAAACCUUCUCAGUUUCUUGAAAGAAAAUGGCAUCAUCUAUUACUGCCACAUCCUCUGUUGUGUCCGUCGCAUCUCCUCAUUGUGGUAGAAUGGAUGAUAAGAUUUUGAGUUCUUUGAGUAGAUUGUUGUCAUUGGCUUCCAUAUCUUCAAGUUCCUUCGUUGGUAGGAGAAAGGAUGUAAAUCUGCAGAAAAGGAGGUCUCUUAAGGUCAAGGCAAUCGCCAAGGAACUGCACUUUAACCAGGAUGGUGAUACUAUUAAGAAGGUACAAUUAAGUUGGCAGUUGGUAGUCGGUGUAAUUUGUGGGCAAAGAAUCAGCUUUGUUAAUCAUUACCUUACUAAUUCUUUCAUUUCAGACUGCUGUAAACAAGCUUACAGAUUUAAUGGGUGUUACCCCUUGUCUGAAAGGGAGGAAUGUGUUUUAGACAGCAGGAAUGGAUGCCCAAAAAUUGUUAAUGAUGGUGUCUGUUGUGAAAGAGGUAUACUUAUCAUUGAGCAAUUAGCACCUGUUUCAGUCCAUAGCCGGCAUUGCAUAUAUUAAGCAAUAAAAGGAGAUUCUGGCUGUAAUAAUUGAACAUUUCAGCUGCACCUUUUUAGUGGUUUCCUUUUCCAUAGCCAGCACCUUGUUGCUGCUGUUAAUGCAGGAAACAACUAUGAUAUAGGAAAUAUGAUAGCUAAGGCCAUGAGUAAAGGGCGGAGGAAAAGUGUACUGAGUCUUGAGGAAUGAAACAGUUCGGACAGUAGACAAUGCAAU
Mangifera indica (mango) is the source of this 883-nucleotide messenger RNA. RefSeq names its product ruBisCO large subunit-binding protein subunit beta, chloroplastic-like. The transcript has 2 exons. Bases 158 to 670 code for a protein of 170 amino acids. The record is from RefSeq and is a predicted model, not a curated record. Lineage: Eukaryota; Viridiplantae; Streptophyta; Magnoliopsida; Sapindales; Anacardiaceae.